This is a messenger RNA of Aspergillus welwitschiae, 567 nucleotides long. RefSeq lists its product as uncharacterized. Bases 1 to 567 code for a protein of 188 amino acids. The transcript is spliced from 5 exons. The record is from RefSeq and is a predicted model, not a curated record. Lineage: Eukaryota; Fungi; Ascomycota; Eurotiomycetes; Eurotiales; Aspergillaceae.
AUGAUCGUCGGACCAAUCAAAGCGGAAAGUCUGCCAAGCUAUCUAAUAACAAGAAGACAUAGAUCUUACAAGGCACACAGUUGGACUGAUAAAGAGCUUAAUUUGGUAUACUAUCUUCAAAUUGGAGGAGCAUACAGAAAACUACCCCUGGAAGAGUGUAUACACCGGGCACUUGCUGCUGCGUCUGCUAUUGCCAGGUCCCGGUAUACUACUAGACAAAAUCCCCUCCACUCAACAAAUCCUGAGAUCGGACAUGCACCACUGACCUCAAUUGAUUAUGUCUACUUCCCUCACUUCUUUGAGUUGUAUGGCUGUUAUCUCAAGGUGUCUGAAUUACCAGAUAGUGAAUAUGUCCCUCUAUCAUAUAUACUUACGCCAAGCUCGUCGGACCGCAGCCCAUCUGUUAUCUCAAGUCUUCCCAGCGCUGUAUUAAAUUUAGAAUUCUUUGGGUUAGAAGCGCGCCUACUCAACUCAUCAGACCGUGAUUUCCUGGUCACUUCUGACUUAACUAACAACGGAUCUAACUCAGAGUUCUUCAGUCCAGAGGAGCAUCUGUCUAUACCAUGA